Molecule: messenger RNA, 6193 nt
Organism: Dreissena polymorpha
Lineage: Eukaryota; Metazoa; Mollusca; Bivalvia; Myida; Dreissenidae
Product: helicase SKI2W-like
Exons: 25
Coding region: 101-3847 (1248 amino acids)
Biological process (GO): nuclear-transcribed mRNA catabolic process, 3'-5' exonucleolytic nonsense-mediated decay
Cellular component (GO): Ski complex
Molecular function (GO): ATP binding; RNA binding; RNA helicase activity
Source: RefSeq, a predicted model, not a curated record
UUAUUCUUGCAAACCGAAAGUUAAACUCAAAUGGUCGUUGUCGACUCGGGUACCACUUGAAGUAUGCUACAAUGUACCCAAGUGAUUCUGAAGACCCAAUAUGAUGGGUGUCAAAGAUGGUGCUGAGAAUAAAAGAACAGGAAAGCAGUUGACGACAAUGCCCCUAGAUCCACCAGACAUUGUUCCACGUCUGGAGUCAGAGCUGGAAAGAUUCCUCACUGAUCUAGAAGCGAUUCCUAUUCAUGAUAUUGAUAGAGCUCAAAGAUUUGUCCCUCGUGUGCCUGAACCAUUAAACUUACUGCACACUGACCUUUGUCCUGUACAGACCACAAUCCAGGUGGAACGUAACCCCACUACAGGUCACCUUGUGGGCUUUAAAGAGGCCUACCUGUCAGAGACAGGAAAAACAGCCAGAAACUCGUUAUCUCUGAAGAGAGCCCCGGAUGCCACGUAUGACAGUGUGAAGGGAAACACCCUUAACUUCCCUUUCUGGCCAGGUGGUCAGGAUGAACCUAGUGUGGAUGAUCUUCUAAAAACAACUUCCAGUGAACAAAUAGACUUUGAAAACAAUCUACUGACAGUUGCUCCAGGACUUACAGAAGGCAUGACCUUUAAGUCAGCGACCUUGAAAACUGACCAAUCCAGUGGCAGCAAGCCAGAGGUCAUGACCUUUACCGACAUUAUGACCUUGAAUGAUGACCUUGAUGACCUAUAUCUAGAGGAUGCUGAAGGGGUUGACGUGAACAAUGCUACUAGGAACGAAGAUGUGGGUUUCGAUGUAAACAAUGCUGCACAGAUACCAAAUCUACAAAGAAGCCAGAGUUUAGAGAAACUGGUUGAAGUAGACCUGAGCAAGACACCUCAAGACACCAAAGACACUGCUGUAAAGGCAGAAGACAAGGAGGAAUGGGCUGUCAUGGUGGACGUUGACGCCCCUGUCGAUGAUUUCUACAAGAGAGUGCCCGAUAUGGCCCACAAGUGGCCAUUUGAACCCGACGUCUUUCAGAAGCAAGCUAUUCUCCGUCUUGAAAAUCACGAAAGCGUUUUUGUUGCGGCACACACAUCGGCUGGGAAAACCGUGGUGGCGGAAUAUGCCAUUGCCUUGUCUCUGAAGCACAUGACCCGGACUGUCUACACAUCGCCAAUCAAGGCAUUGUCCAAUCAGAAAUACAGAGAUUUCAAGAUCACAUUUGAAGAUGUAGGAUUAAUCACUGGUGAUGUUCAGAUUAACCAGACGGCCUCCUGUCUUAUAAUGACCACAGAAAUUUUGAGAUCUAUGCUGUACAAUGGAUCUGAUGUGAUCCGUGAUCUGGAGUGGGUCAUUUUUGAUGAGGUGCACUAUAUCAAUGAUGCUGAGCGAGGUGUGGUAUGGGAGGAAGUGCUGAUCAUGCUACCCCAGCAUGUCAACAUAAUCCUGCUCAGUGCCACUGUACCCAACACAAUGGAGUUUGCAUCAUGGAUAGGUCGCACAAAGAAGAAGAAAAUCUACGUGAUCAGCACAACUAAAAGACCAGUUCCCCUUGAGCAUUACUUGUACACCGGCAAUAGCAACAAGACCAGCAAUGAACUCUUCAAGAUACUGGAUGCCAAAGGAAGCUUUAAUACAGUCGGUUAUAAUAAAGCACUUGAGGCCAAGAAAGAAAGGGCUACCAAAAGUUCACAGAGUACUGGGACCAAAGGAGUUAGGGGAGGUCAUCCCAACCAGGAUAAGAAUGUAUGGCUGUCAGUCAUCGACAUGUUAAGAAAGCAGGACAAGCUGCCCGUGGUGGCGUUCACUUUCUCAAAGAAGAGAAUUGAGGAGAAUUGCCAGAACCUGCAGAGCGUAGACCUGACCACGGCCAAGGAGAAAAGUGAAAUUCACCUCUUCUUCCACAACUCCAUACGCAGACUUAAAGGCGCAGAUCAGAAGCUUCCACAGGUGCUGCAGAUUGAGGGUACACUGAAGCGAGGAAUAGGCAUGCAUCAUAGUGGGAUAUUGCCUAUUCUCAAGGAAGUUGUCGAGCUUCUGUUCCAGAAAGGUCUUGUUAAGGUGUUGUUUGCCACGGAGACAUUUGCAAUGGGAGUCAACAUGCCUGCUCGCACUGUGGUGUUUGACACGAUCAGGAAGCAUGAUGGGGCACAUUUUAGGGACCUGAGGUCUGGAGAGUAUACACAGAUGGCAGGACGGGCGGGCAGACGAGGCUUGGACCCCACGGGAACUGUGAUCAUUCUGUGUAAGGGCGACGUGCCGGAACAGUCGGAUCUGCACAAGAUGAUGCUGGGCAAGCCUACCAAGCUGGAGUCUCGUUUCCGUCUGACCUACUCCAUGAUUCUGAACCUUCUCCGUGUGGAGCAACUUCGUGUGGAGGACAUGAUGAAACGCAGCUUCUCUGAGUUCCACAGCCAGAAGGAUGUUGCUCGUAGGAAGGAGGACCUCGAACAUCUUCACAAGAAGGUGCUCCAGAUUGAAGACAUUGAGUGUUUCAUGUGCUCCACUGACCUGGAGCCAUAUUGGGAGGCAUGCAGGGACUACCAUGAGCUACACAGGAGUCUUCAGGGCAUUAUUCUCACUCAUCCAGCAGCUGUGAAGGCUCUGACACCAGGUCGCGUUGUCAUAGUAACCACACAACCCAGAAAACAUGUACUUGGGGUUGUACUUAAAACCUCCACCACUGGCUCAAUCAAUGAAAAACUGUUCACUGUUUUAGUUAUCUGUGAUAAAAAAAGCCAUGAUUCCAUGUCUAAAAAUAGCUCAGCAGAAGGAAGUGCUAUUAAUAGUGACAGUUCUAAAAAUAGUGACCAAUCAGGGUCUGCAGAAUUGGUGAUGCCCGUGGAGAAGAUUCAGCUUUUCCAGCCUGAAGGGGCCUGCUGGCAUGAAGUGGUGCAGUGCAGAUCGGAAAAUAUAAUUGUGAUAACCACGAAGACGAUUAAAGUGGAUGCUGAUAAGAUUUUUAACGAUAUAAAGAAACGAGAACAACCCAGAUUUAGAGAUGACCCGCCCGCUCAGUCCGUUACUAUGACUACACAGGAACUGCUACGCAUCACAGAGGCUAACCUCGAAGGCCUUCCAGGCCUUGACCCUGUUAAGGACCUUCACAUUCGGGAAAUUGACCUUGUGGAGAAGUUCCGUGCCCUUGAGCUGAUGAAGGUCAAGUUUGAAAAAUACAACUGCGUAAAUUGUCCACGCUUCAGUGAACAUUUUGAUGCCAUCAGCAGUAACAUGAAGCUCAAGGAAGAUUAUCGAAGGCUGCAAUUCCUCUUGUCUGAUGCAAGCUUGAUGCUACUGCCAGAGUAUCAGCAGAGAAUUGAGGUUUUAAAAGCCCUCAACUACAUUGACCAGCACAAUGCCGUGCAGCUAAAAGGCAGAGUGGCGUGCGAGAUCUCCACCCAUGAGCUCAUGAUCACAGAGCUCGUGUUUGAAAACGCGCUCACUGACCUUCACCCCACAGAGAUCGCUGCACUUCUGUCCUCCAUGGUCUUUGAACAGAAGAACGCCAGCGAACCGAAGUUGAUUGAUACUUUAGAAAAGGGCAUGAACCGCAUACUGGAAAAGGCGAAGCAGAUCAGUGACCUGCAGAGGAAGGAGGGCAUGCAGGUCGAGUCCGAGUACCAGGAGACGUUCAAGUUUGGUCUUAUGGAGGUCGUCUUUGAGUGGGCUCGAGAACUGCCAUUUUCUGAGAUCACUAACUUGACGGAUGUCCAGGAGGGGAUCAUCGUGCGGUGCAUUCAGCGGCUCCACGAGACUCUCCGUGACGUACGCAACGCCUCAAGGAUCAUUGGGGAUCCUGUCCUGUACCAGAAAAUGGAGGAGGCCUCGAGGAUGAUUAAAAGGGACAUCGUUUUUGCUGCGUCACUGUACACGCAAUAGAUUGAAUAUAUCAGAAUACCCCCCUCUGUUAGCUAUAUAUUAAUGAGGCUCAAUUGGUCAUUGUCGGCUCGGGUACUACUUACAUGUACCCUGGGUACUCUUGAGUAUGCUUACAUGUACCCCGGGUACGGUAAAUAUACUUGAACGUAUCCAGUCGAUAUUAGACUGUACCCGAGGUGUAUUCGAGCCCAAAAUCCGAUGUCACAAAACGUGCUACUGAUUACCGUAAAACGAUAUUGUUUAUCUUAAACAUACUUCUCUUUUUUAAAAACUGCUUCAACAUGCUUUUGAACAUGAGUUUCGAUAUAAAGAGGGUAUUGACAUAAAUUUGAACAUAAUUUAUUUUUUUAAAUAGCCGACAACGACCGAUUUAGUAUAUUUACUGUACCCGAGGUACAUGUACGUAUACUUAAGAGUACCUGGGGUACAUGUAAGUAGUACCUGAGCUGACAAUGACCAAUUAAGCUUUAAUAAGCUGCGGAGUGCACUCUAGGAGAUCAGGGAUCAAUGAAAAUGCCUAAAUGGUUGUCCCUGAUUAGUCUGUGAGCCCACACUGGCUAAUUAAGGACGACACAUUCCGCUUGUAUGGAUUGUUUUGUUUAAAGCAAGUCUCUUCUUUGCGAAUCUUAAUUGGUGAGGACUGCACCGGCUAAUCUGGGACGACACUAGCCUGUGAGGACUGCACCGGCUAAUCUGGGACGACACUAGCCUGUGAGGACUGCACCAGCUAAUCUGGGACGACACUAGCCUGUGAGGACUGCACCGGCUAAUCUGGGACGACACUAGCCUGUGAGGACUGCACCGGCUAAUCUGGGACGACACUAGCCUGUGAGGACUGCACCGGCUAAUCUGGGACGACACUAGCCUGUGAGGACUGCACCAGCUAAUCUGGGACGACACUAGCCUGUGAGGACUGCACCGGCUAAUCUGGGACGACACUUGACACACGUGCACUAAAUGCUGUGUUCCCAGAGAAAGACUCAUGUAUGUUAGACAAAUCGCAUCAUGAUUAUCAUGGGGAUCCCACGCUGUGCCAGAUGAUGGAGGAGUUCUUCAGAUUAAAAGGGACAUCUUGUUUUCAGCUUCACUUUACACACAAUAGAUUGUGAAUCUCUAUUAUAUAUCAGUUUAUAUAAUUCCAUUGAUGGCCAAAACAGUAUGCAACAUUUGAUUCUUAGAAGGGUGAAGGGUCCCAUAAGUUUUCAGUAGCCCAAUUAUAGACUGAUGAAAUGCAAUUGAUUUAUUUGUGCUUUCGUGUUGUUUAUUACUUGCCAAUAAGGUGUACAUCCUGGUAAAGCUUAAGAUUCGAUUUUGUCCUUUUUAAAAACACAUUUUGAUAAUAAGAGCAUGUUAAUUCUAUUUCAUACUUUACACAUUUUAACUACAUUCUAUGGAUAACCUUGCUAAGCUUAGUAAAAGAUUUGAGGACUACGUUUCAGUAUAUUUUCUGUAUCGGGGGUACAUUUCAGUGUACUUAAGAGUACCACUGGUACAUUUAAGUAGUACCCGAGCUGACAAUGACCAAUCGAGCCUAAGUAAGAUAAACUUACUAUAUUGAAUGAAAUUCAUUUAUAUCGUCCAUGUGACUAUGCACAUUUUUGUUCUAUAUGACUACAAUUAGAAGAGAUUAGCUAUAGCCAUGCUUUUGCACGCGACACAUCGUUUUGAUGUGAUGAAUACUCUUAAAUAAGCGGACAGACUAAACACAAUAAUGCAAUAUUUUUAUGUAAGUCUACCUUGUUUCACGACAUAAUAAGCCCCAUAUAAAUAUAGCAAUCAAUUACUGUUAAACAUGUCAUUUAUUAAAUUUGUGUUGUCCUAUGGACUUAAAAAAAAAUUAUGAUGAAUUUACCUGUAUGUAUUUACAAAGGUUGAAAUGGUGUAUGUUUAGUAAUGGAUAUUUUGCUUUGCUCUACACUGUGGACUUUCUGUUUUUUGCUAGCUUUGGUCCAUAAAGGUGUUAUUUGUUGCAUGAUUUUAAUGACUUAACCCAUUUAUGCCUAGCAUCUAGAAAAAAGGCCUUGGCAAACAGCGUAGACCCUGAUAAGACGCCGCAUGAUGAGGCGUCUCAUCAGGGUCUGCGCUAUUUGCUUUAAGGAAUUUCUGUAAGAAAUAUUCUAAAUAUAGAAAUAAAUAUACUAGAAAUCCCUAAUUUUGGCAAUAAAUUCAUCAAAUUAAGAAGGAUGGGAGAGUCCAUUAGGCAUAAAUGGGUUAAUGUGUUCAAUCAAAGGGAAGUAUUCUACACUGUGGAAUUUCUGUUUUUUGCUUGCUUUGGUCCAUAAAGGUCUUAUUUGUUGAACGAAUUUAAUAAAUUAAUGUGUUCAAUAAAAGGGAAGUAUAACACUG